Molecule: messenger RNA, 1323 nt
Organism: Ochotona curzoniae (black-lipped pika)
Lineage: Eukaryota; Metazoa; Chordata; Mammalia; Lagomorpha; Ochotonidae
Gene: P3H4
Product: prolyl 3-hydroxylase family member 4 (inactive)
Exons: 8
Coding region: 1-1323 (440 amino acids)
Biological process (GO): peptidyl-lysine hydroxylation; collagen fibril organization
Cellular component (GO): endoplasmic reticulum
Molecular function (GO): protein binding; collagen binding
Source: RefSeq, a predicted model, not a curated record
AUGGCUCAGGCGGCGUGGGGGCUGCUGUGGCUGCUGUUGGGCAGCGCCGGGGCGCAGUACGAGAAGUACAGCUUCCGCGGCUUCCCGCCCGAGGACCUGAUGCCGCUGGCGGCGGCCUACGGGCACGCGCUGGAGCAGUACGAGGGCGAGAGCUGGCGCGAGAGCGCGCGCUACCUGGAGGCGGCGUUGCGGCUGCACCGGCUGCUGCGCGACAGCGAGGCCUUCUGCCACGCCAACUGCAGCGGUUCCGCGGCCACCCGGCCUCCGCCGCCCGAGCCCGACGCCGCCGGCGCCCACGACGACUGGGCGCGCGAGCUGCGCCUCUUCGGGCACGUCCUGGAGCGCGCCGCCUGCCUGCGGCGCUGCAAGCGGACGCUGCCCGCCUUCCAGAUGCCCUACCCGCCGCGCCAGCUGCUGCGCGACUUCCAGAGCCGCUUGCCCUACCAGUACCUGCACUACGCGCUCUUCAAGGCCAACCGGCUGGAAAAGGCCGUGGCCGCCGCCUACACCUUUCUCCAGAGGAACCCGAAGCAUGAGUUGACCGCCAAAUACCUCAACUACUACCGGGGCAUGCUGGAUGUGCCAGACGAGGCCCUCACCGACCUAGAGGCCCAGCCCUAUGAGGCCGUGUUCCUGCGGGCCGUGAAGCUCUACAACAGCGGCGACUUCCGGGGCAGCACGGAGGACAUGGAGCGGGCCCUGGCCGAGUACCUGGCUGUAUUUGCCCGCUGCCUGGCCGGCUGCGAGGGGGCCCAUGAGCAAGUGGACUUCAAGGACUUCUACCCAGCCAUCGCAGACCUCUUUGCAGAGUCCCUGCAGUGCAAGGUGGACUGUGAGACCAACUUGACCCCCAAUGUGGGCGGCUACUUCGUGGACAAGUUUGUGGCCACCAUGUAUCACUACCUGCAGUUUGCCUACUACAAGUUGAACGACGUGCGCCAAGCCGCCCGCAGCGCCGCCAGCUACAUGCUCUUCGAUCCCGGGGACAGCGUCAUGCAGCAGAACCUGGUGUAUUACCGAUUCCACCGUGCGCGCUGGGGCCUGGAGGAGGACGACUUCCGGCCACGCGAGGAAGCUGUACUCUACCACAACCAGACCUCGGAGCUGCGGGAGCUGCUGGAGUUCACACACAUGUACCUGCAGGCGGACGACGAGAUGGAACUGGAAGAGCCGGGGCCGUCCCCUGAGGCCGAGGAGCCCCCGUCUGAUGCUGAGUUUGAAGGGGAAGGUGACUAUGAGGAGGGCCUGUAUGCCGACUGGUGGCAGGAGCCGGAUGCCAAGGGGGACGAGGCUGAGGCUGAACCAGAACCGGAACUAGCGUGA